AGAGAGAAAGAGAGAGAGAGAGAGAGAGAGAGAGAGAGAGAGAGAUGGUGGGUGUGAAUGAAGCCGUCUCUUUUAAAUGUAUCAUCUGCUUCAUUCGCACACGGCGUCAGUCUGUGAGAGUUUGUGAAAGUGUGAAGUGUUAUAUGAGCGGCUUAUAAACGGCUUAUAACAACUUUCUCACAGCUGUGGGACAAACAUUUGCCUCAACAUUUGGAGCCUUGAAUCUCACCAGCACACAAAUAAGUAAAACUCUCUCCCGGCUCUCCAUUUGAUCCACUUGGCACCUUGAGAAAAGAUCACAUUAGUGAUAUUUCUUUCUCGACAGGAUGAUGACCGAAGAAGACAUGGAUUACGACAACAGCACGUACGAGUACAUGGAAUAUGGCUAUGUGGAGGAGUCCAAGGCCGGAGGGUACAGUCAGCGAGAAGCUCUUCACAUCAUAUCCGUCAUCAUCUACAGUCUGGCCUUCACGCUGGGCGUCAUCGGGAACGGCGCGGUUAUCUGGGUAACAGCCUUCAAAAGCAAAAGAACCAUCAACAGCGUCUGGUUGCAGAAUCUGGCCGUGGCCGACUUCGUGUUCGUGCUUUUCCUGCCGUUCUCCAUCGACUACGUGCUGCGGGAUUUCCACUGGCUCUUCGGGACGACCGUGUGCAAGCUGAACUCCUUCGUCUGCACCAUGAACAUGUACGCCAGCGUGCUGUUUCUCACCGUCCUCAGUUUGGAUCGCUACAUCUCAUUGGUCCACGUGACAUGGUCGCAAAAUUUCCGAACCGUCCGCCGUGCCUGGUGUGCGUGCGCCAUGAUUUGGAUCGCGUCGUGCGGCUUGAGCACUCCCACGCUGAUAUUCCGGGAUACGAUCCAGCAUAAUGGCAAAGUGGUGUGUUUUAAUAAUUUUCACGACGAGAGCGGGCACAUGGUGAGAGUAAGACACACCGCCAUGGUGUUGCUGAGGACGGCGGUGGGUUUCCUUCUCCCGUUCGCCACCAUCACCGUCAGCGGAGUGCUGCUGGCCCUGAAGAUGCGGCGGUCGAAUUCGAUGCGUUAUUCCAGUUUCACCAGAACCGUCUCGGCCGUCAUUCUUGCCUUUUUCAUCUGUUGGGUCCCGUUUCACACUUUCAGCCUGAUGGAGCUGAGCAUGCACCACACCACCUACCUUCACUCGGUACUCAUGGUGGGCUUUCCUCUGGCCACCAGCUUGGCUUUCUUCAACAGUUGCGUGAACCCCAUCCUUUACGUGCUGCUCACAAAGAAAGUCAGAAAACUGUUGAGGAGCUCGUGUCUGAACUUCACAAAGAGCUCGCUGAGAGAACUGAGUCAGUCUGUGUCCGCUACUGAGAUGGAUUUAGUGCUGGACACCUGUUCUCAUGAAGAACCCAACGCAAACUCUUCUGUCUGACAAACACUCAGCAUGGACUAAAGAGGAGUUCUAGAGCUCCAGCUGGGCUGAAAGAAAUGGGAAACGCAGGCUUUGUGAUAUGACAUCUUUAAUAUGCUAACUGUUAGCAAUAGGGUAUAUCAUUUAUCCUGUAGGGAAUAUAUAUAUGUUUCAUUAGUAUUUCUGAAAAUCACACAAGAAAUGUAUUCCAGCUUCCCUUUCAAGAACUUUAUUUUGAACAAAAGUUUAUUUGUCAUACAUCUCUCUCUCUAUACUGUAUAUAUAUAUAUAUAUAUAAUUAAUAAACCUUGUUUUAAAUUGG
Triplophysa dalaica is the source of this 1698-nucleotide messenger RNA. It is a transcript of the gene cmklr2, whose product is annotated as chemerin chemokine-like receptor 2. Lineage: Eukaryota; Metazoa; Chordata; Actinopteri; Cypriniformes; Nemacheilidae. Gene Ontology annotation, biological process: inflammatory response; chemotaxis; positive regulation of cytosolic calcium ion concentration. Gene Ontology annotation, molecular function: G protein-coupled receptor activity; complement receptor activity. Gene Ontology annotation, cellular component: plasma membrane. The record is from RefSeq and is a predicted model, not a curated record. The transcript is spliced from 2 exons. The coding region runs from base 327 to 1397 and encodes 356 amino acids.